ACCAUGCCUAAAAAUUAUUGUACACAAGCGAAACAAAUUUGAUGACUUGAGUGCAUUCCUCCAUGCAAUAAAACAAGUUUAAAAUAUGCAUUUAUGAGGUCAUCGGGUGGGUAUGCGUAAUGUGUCUCCCCAUGUAUGCAAGGAGACAUAAUAUAUGCGUAGGAAAGGUCAGUUGUCAUAUAUGAAAUCAUUAACUUGCGUCAAUGAUGAUCAAUAAAAGAACAAUUAUAUAAGUAUUAUAAGAAUUUUUAUGUCAAUCGGAAAACUGAAAAUCAACAUUUAGACCAUGUUGACAUAUUUAAUCAUUGUGCCAAAAAUAUGGUGAACCAUUACAUAUUUUUCUUAACUACAGACGCAAUGAAGUACUUUAAAUAUUCAUUGGCCGUGGUUAUGGGAUGGGGUCUUCGGUGAGGUCAGUCGUUGUUCAUAAUUUCUAACGCUGCAUGCAUAUUUUGCAUAGAAAAAAUGAUACAUUUCUCAUCUGAAUUUGCAUAGCUAGUGGUCUGCUGGUUAGUGAAAGUCCUGCUGCUCUGCCUAUGUAAAUCUAGCUGAACUAUGACACAACGUGCUCCUGGUCCCCCUCCAUCUUCAUCUUCACUUCUUUCUUUCUCUCCGUUCGCUCUCCUCAAUCGGUCGAGUAUCAAUUGUUAUCAUUUACUAAAAAAUAUCUACCUCCCAAUUUUGACAGAGGAAUUGUCCAGCCAAGAAAUAUGGAGACUGUAGUUCAAGACAUCUGGGAGAAGAAACGAUGCCUCAAAUCUCCUGACGAAAGGGUUGGAACAAAGCCCAAGGGAUUCUUCUACUUUCCAAAAUGGACGGCAACUGAAUUGACAGAUCUUGAACAGGAAUUAAAUGAGACGAAGAGCCUUUUGGCUAAGUACCCGUUGGACUCCAGGGAGAAACACAUGAGGCAAAUGAACAGGUCUGGUGGGGUGGUUCCAAUGGUGAGGAAAGAGUUUCAUCCCGAAUUCUGCAACCAGGCCUGGUGCAAAAUGUACGAGUGCCUCAGCACUUUUUCUCUGGUGCCUGAAAAUAUUAUCAAGUAUGCCGUCAAACCAGGAGGAAAUGUGAUUCCACAAUUUCUCUCCAUACAUUUGUGUGAAGCCCCCGGUGGAGCCUUCGUGUCGGCAACAAAUCACUACCUAUCGACGAAUUAUCCUACCAUUAAGUGGGACUGGCUCGCGACCACCCUGAAUCCAACCUACGAGGGAAAUAGUGCUCGGACUGCGAUGAAUGCGGAUAACUUGACAUUUACGUCUUUGAAUAACUGGAUUUUUCUAAAAGAUACGACGGGGAACAUUAUGAACAGGAAAAACUUCAACAGUCUGAUUGAGGAAGUCCAAAGAAAAUGUCAAAGUUUUCAACAUCCAGUGGAUUUGGUCACUGCGGAUGGAAGCAUUGAUGUUCGGACGAAUCCCAUGGAACAAGAGAGCGCAACAGAAGAGCUACAAUUUGUAGAAAUGAUUGCAGCCCUUUCAGUUUUGAGUCCUGGGGGAAGUUUUGUACUUAAAGUGACAAGCUUUUUAGACUGUCAAUCAGUUUGUCAGUUGUAUAUUCUGUGCUCCUUGUUUGAAGAGGUUUUUCUAUUCAAACCAACCACGAGUAAUGAGGACAAUUCCGAAAUUUACGCCGUUUGUUUGAAGUACAGUGGUCGUAGCCAUUUUAGAACCCAAUUGAAAAUACUAGUUGAAUUCGUGGGGACAAACACGUCAAUUUUGAGACAAAAUGCUAUGAUAAGUCGCAACAUAUUAUUUUUCAAUAAAUUUAUGGACACUAUUUUCGACGCGGCUUCGUUCUUCACCGGACUCCAAGUUGCCGCCAUAAAACGCUAUAUCAAAACUUGGGAGGAUAAAAAGGGAUUAUCUUUAGCCAUCUAUCUGCACGAGCUACUCCAACGCAAAAUUGCUUUUAAUUGGAUUGAUCAAUGUGACAUGAGGUCUCUCCCACACGACAAGUCUUUAAUACCCUUCCAGCGUCAUAUUAUUAUGGAGAUGGGUUACGAAGAUAAACCUAUAUUGCAUCAGUCGACAAGUUUAUUUGAACAAAUUGAAAAAAUCCAACGACAAAUAGAAUAUUAUCAUGGUUUUCAAAGUUGGUCAUGGGAAGUGUCUGAAAUAUCGGGGUCGCUUUCACAACUCUCCCCUCUCGUGGGUCGUCGGUAUAGCGAAAUCUUAAGUUCUCGUUUCUGUUUGGGAAACAUUCUUGACUUGCGAAGCAAAUUGAGGGCAGCGGUCCGUCCCGUGCGGUCAUUAAUAUGCUGCAAAAUUUGGAUGGCUGGGCGCAAGCAGUGUGAUGCUUGUAAUCGUGACCGUAUUCGGUCUCAUUUUUCAGGAGUAUUAACUGACCUCCCUGAUCUUUGCUCGGAAACAGACUGGGAAUUUAGCUUGCUCUGUUGUGCAGAAACCGUUAACGACAUCUUACACUUCUCUGAUGCCCAAAGAAUGAAAAAUUGUCUUCUUAAAUUGCUCCUGGCAAUUACUGGACUUAAAGUUAACCAAUCCUUGUUCCUCUGCACAUUUCCACUCUUGUCGAGAAUUCAACUCGGGUUCAUUUAUGCACUGAAUUCGGUUUUCAGUAUGGUUGUACUCAGCACAGGAGGGAACGUGUACUGUUCAGAGUACCCCCAAGGAAUUCUCCUGCAUCGAUAUAAAGGUAUUAAUUCCCCCCCCCCCGAUCGAGAACUAAUGAUGGGAUUGGCCCGUAUUGUUAUGAGUAUGGAUAACGACGACGAAGCAGGUUCUGGUGAAGCGAUAGUGGAAAUAGUACCAGCUAAGAACCUUAUUGAGCUUAGAAAUUUUAAAGAUAUUUUCCACUACAACAUGACCAACACUGCAAACGAAUUGUGUCAAAUUAUAACGGAAACUAAAGAUGUCAUCAAACAGCCAGACGAAUAUGCAGAAUAAUAACAAUAUACAAUUAGCCCCCAUGCAAAAUUGAUGAACAUCAAAAAUAUCUCGUUUUGUUAUUUAGAUUACUUACUGGAGUCGAAAACGUAAUUUUUAUGUUUGACAGUUGAUUCGGCUUGAUAUGUGCUUGUGGUCUAAUUUUAUUUCAUGAUAGUAGUGAUCUAUAUUCUUAACAUUUUUAUACCUUAUCAGAUUGGAUGCAUGUAUUAUUACGUUGUUUGCUUAUAUAUUGUAUGUAUCCGUUUGUAUUUAUUUACUUGAUUUUAUUGCAUGUUGUGUACGUAAUCUUGUAUAAUUGCUUAUAUAUGUAUGUACAUAUGUAUUUAGAUAAUUAUAUCUAACAUGAUGAGGUCAGUCAUUGUUCAAGAGUUGCUUGACUUUUAAAAGCAACAUACAAAUU
Folsomia candida is the source of this 3306-nucleotide messenger RNA. Its product is annotated as cap-specific mRNA (nucleoside-2'-O-)-methyltransferase 2-like. The coding region runs from base 711 to 2903 and encodes 730 amino acids. The transcript is spliced from 12 exons. NCBI's taxonomy places the organism in Eukaryota, Metazoa, Arthropoda, Collembola, Entomobryomorpha, Isotomidae. Gene Ontology annotation, cellular component: nucleus; cytoplasm. The record is from RefSeq and is a predicted model, not a curated record. Gene Ontology annotation, molecular function: methyltransferase cap1 activity. Gene Ontology annotation, biological process: 7-methylguanosine mRNA capping.